Messenger RNA from Coregonus clupeaformis (lake whitefish), 2903 nucleotides. RefSeq names its product SHH signaling and ciliogenesis regulator sdccag8 (gene sdccag8). The record is from RefSeq and is a predicted model, not a curated record. Gene Ontology annotation, biological process: tube formation; establishment of cell polarity; centrosome cycle. The transcript has 18 exons. Gene Ontology annotation, cellular component: centriole; centrosome. The coding region runs from base 180 to 2306 and encodes 708 amino acids. Lineage: Eukaryota; Metazoa; Chordata; Actinopteri; Salmoniformes; Salmonidae.
UCAACGGUUGCCAUCUGAGGUGAAACUAGGCAUAGCCAUCUCUGCUAAUCUCCAGAUACUGUCUCUGUAGUGUCUUUUGUUAUGUACAUGAUAGGAACGUUUUUGGUGUGAUAUUUUUUAUGUGAAGGUAGCUAGCUACAUCAAGAAGACACACAUAACGUUACGUUCACAAGUUAUCCAUGAAGCCACUGUUGGACUCUGAUGAGGAGGAAGAAGAGUUGGGAGCGUAUCAAAAGAAACUCAGAGAGAGAGCCAACCGCAGCAUCCAGCAGCUCAGCAGUGCACUGGAAGAGCCCAGCUCAGAUGCAGAGGGCAUGGAACCAGGCAGGGCUGGAGACACAGACUGCACGACUGGAGAGGACUCAUGGAACCAAAGGCAACGGAGUGAAGCUGUCAAUCAGCUGCGAUCACUCCUGCAAAAGCAACAAAAAGAGACACUUUCACUCACUUCUCCUUCAAAGACAAAAUCUUCCCCAAAGAGGUGUCAAGAUGAUGUGAGCUCUAGAAUGCCUGCCGUUAAAGACCUGGUCCCCAUUCUCCACAACCAGUCAGAGUACAUCCAGCACCUGGAGGCUGAGGUCAAGUUCUGCAAGGAGGAGCUUCUGGGGAUGAAACAGAGGAUAAGGGUGGUGGUGGUAGAGAAUGAGAAACUACAUAGAGAGAUCAAGUCCAAAAUGGGGGAAGAAACCCUGAAAGACUACACUCUCUUAGAUGGCACGGUGAAUUCCGAGCCGUCCAGAGCAGACAAUUCUCAAAGAACAGCAUUUAUACCAGCUCACAGUGUCUUUCAACAAGCAGAGGAACACAAGUGGAAGAAAGAACUGGAGCAGCUCAAAUCCCUCUAUCUAGCCCAGACAGAGACACUGGAAGCUCAAGUAAGGUCACUGAAGAAGGACCUGGCCAGCAGUCAGAAGGAGUGUGAAGAAGUCAAAGGUCGUCUGAGACAUAAGGAAGCGAUGGCAGCGGCGGGCAGUGCCAAGCAGUGCGUAGGCGGCCUCUGUCUGAAGUGUGCCCAGAAUGAGGCCGUGCUGGCAGAGACACACUCCAACAUGCACAUCCAGGCCAUUGAGAGACUCACCAAAGAGCGUGAUGAGCUGAUGAGUGUGCUGUGCUCUUUGAGGGCCAGUCAGAGUGAGGCCCAGCAGAGGGAGUGGGCAGCCUACCAGCAGGUCAAACAGGCUGUAGAGAUGGCUGAGGAGGCCAACCUGGAGAAGACCAGGGCGGUGGUGCAGUGUGAGGCAUUUGCCAGGGAGCUGGCCAGACAGAGAGAGAGGCUGGAGACUGAGAUGGCUGCAGAGCAGGAGAAAAUCUCUGAGGCCAGAGAGGGGGCACGCAACGAGGCCCGCAAGGAGAAGGAGGAACUGGCCCAAACGGUGGCCAGCCUGUCCCAGAGGGUAGCAGAGCUGGAGGGUCAACUAGCCAGGGGGGUCAGAGAGAGGGGCUCCCUGAGCACCCAGCUGGACGAGACCCUACUCAAACUCACAUCGCAGGAGCAGGACACCAGCAAGGUGUGUGGGGAGCUGCGUUACCAGCUCAGCCAGGCUCAGCUGAAGAGAGAGGAGGCCGAGAGGGAGCUCAGAGACUGCAGCUCCAAGACAACACGGCAGCUAGAGAUGACUGAAGAGGAAGUGGAGAAGCUGGGUGUGGAGCUGAGCGGCUGCCGGCAGCGUUUGGACAAGGCCCAGAGGGACGCGGAGCGACUGCAGGCGGAGGCUCUGAGCCUGACAGAGCGGCUGGGCCGAGCUGAGCACCAACUGCACCUCACCAGGCAGGAGAAGGAGAGUGCGGAGCGCUGCCGGGGCGAGGACAUGGAUGCUCUGACCUUCGCGGCACAGCAGCGCGAGCAGGAGCUGACACAGAGGCUCCAGCAAAUGGAGGCGCAGCACGAGCAGAGCGUGGGUGAGCUGGAGUCCCUCCUCAGCUCCCAGAAUGCCCUGAUAGGGAAACUGAAGGAGGAAUGUCUCAGUCUGGGGGCCAAGCUGGAGAUGCUGACAGAGACCAGCAGGAGUGAGGUGGAGCAGCUAUCCCUGGAGAAGGAUAAUCUUGAGGAGAGUGUUGGGAAGCUGAGAGCUCGCUGUACAGAGAUGGAGGAGCAGUGUGUACAACAUGGGAGGAUGCACCAGCGCAUGAAGAACAGACUGCAGCAGUUGGACCAGCACAGUCAGUCCAGUGCCCAGCAGGUGAUGGAGCUGCUUGCCAAACAGAACCUGUUGAUGCAGGAGCGCCACCUCCUCACUGAGGAGAUGCAGAACCUACGCAUACAGUUCCCUGCUGGUUCUAGGAGGCCUGACACCUUGUCCACAUGAGAGAUCCUCCUCAUCUUGACUGAAGCACUGUCCUUAUAAUGAUGGUGCUCCUACUGUAGAAAUAGGGUAUAUGACCAAUUCAGUUAUUAUUCUACAAAAAUGAAUGUGUGAGGGAAGACGCAUGCCUCUCUCAGGUUGGUUUUGGGCCACAUCCUGUGUGUGUACAUAUGUGUGUGACCUGUGUGAGUGCAGUGGGCAGCAGCAGAGGUAGGGUUAACAGUGGUGCUGAUGGCGGAGAGCAGGUCUGAGUGACCUCAGGGCGCAGCGUGGGGAGCAGCUCUGGCUGAGAGCACCACAGUGGAGACCGCCUCCUGUCAUGGAUACUCUGUGUCAAACCUUAGCCAUGCAGAAACAGCAGCAGCACAGGCCUGCUGAGUGUAUGUGUGUUUAGAUUCAUGAGGAUUUUAUAGAUUUCUAUAGAUUUGGAACUACUGAUUUGACAGUAGUUUUUGUAUUGUUCAUACAUUUUAGUGUUUGUUUUUAUAUAGCGAUUUGAGGUUUUGAUGUUAAAAGCUGUGUGUUGUAGAAUGUAAUUUCAGUAUUUGAUAUAAACUUCAGUUGAAAUUUCAAUAAACAUUUUACAUGCAGUGUUCUAAA